AUGAGCUUGAAAGAAGCUUUAUUGGGGAGUAAAUCUAAGAGGAAAACGAGGAAGAAGAAGGAGUUGACGGAGAACCUCGAGAUUGAGAUGCUGUCGCCGGAAGAGUUGCAAUUCCAACCUGUCGAAGUGAACAUCCCUCCUGUGCCUAUGCUGUCUCAUGGACUUGAUCGAGUCUUGUUCAAUCCGGGUAUCUACCGCCUGCAAGACCCGCGGUCUCGAGUCUAUAACUUUGAUCCCUAUCUUGAGAAGAUCAUGCCAGCCGCGGAGUUCAAUUUUGAUGCUCUUAGCGAGUACAAAACUUCCUCCAAGGAUGAAGAUCUCCUCGCCAUUACGAGAGAUUUAGGCACGAAAUUUACAGGUUCAACCUCUAGUAUGUCGGGGACACUAACACAUUUUCACUAUCUACUCUCCGGUUGGCGCCCGCUCUGUGUCGAUGGACUCUCGAAGAAAUUUCCGAGUGCAACGACAAGGUUCUCAAAGAUCCAAAGAGCUCCGAACGCCAUAUUCUUGAGAAAGAAAAACGAUGUGUACGCCAUUGAUGCGGACAAGUCGUAUGAUUCGCCAAAUAUUAUGAGUUGGCUUGGACACUCUUUGGAAAAGCUCCUCACCAACUCACCAGAGGAGUUCGAACUCUAUCGCCGAUCAAGCCCAGGUACGCCACCAAAUGAGGAUGAUGAGGGGAAAUCGUUCCAUUACUCUAAGCUGGGCAAUUUCUUGAUGCGUUCGCAGCUGGACGCGUACGACCCACGGCUGCCCGGGACUGGUGUUUUCGAUCUUAAAACACGAGCAGUGGUUACGAUCCGUAUGAAUCAUAAGGAGUACGAGAUGGGAUCUGGCUACCAACUUCAUUACGACCAGGGUGAAUGGGAAUCCUAUGAACGAGAAUUUUACGAUAUGACUAGAGCGACUCUGCUAAAGUAUUCACUUCAAGUCCGAAUGGGUCGCAUGGAUGGCAUUUUUGUUGCAUAUCACAACAUCGAACGUAUAUUUGGUUUCCAGUAUAUCAGCCUCCCAGACAUGGAUUACGUCCUCCACGGGCAGACCGAUACUUGCUUAGGCGACCAGGAAUUUAAGUUAAGUAUCCGUCUGCUGGACGAGCUUCUGGGUCGCGCCACCCAGAAGUUCCCUGAAACAUCCAUCCGACUACAUUUCGAGACUCGCGAAAGCGAGGUUCCGUACAUGUACGUGUUUGCAGAGCCGGUUACGGAAGAGGCCGCGGAUAUGAUUCAAAACUCGGGACGUGCUGCUAUGAAAGAUUUUGAACGUAAUGUAAUUGGCGUCAAACGAGACGACCCUGAAGUACAGAAGGAGUGGCAAGAGAUCCAAGAUCGCGUUGACGAAGAGGUCGAUGAGGAUCAAUUAAACCCUAAGGAUGAAGGCGAUGAAGAGAUAGCGGAGAAGCAGGCGAAGGACAGGGACGAAACUGAUGAGGAAAACACCGAAGGUGACGCUUCCAAAGAAACUGCGUCGAUUUCGAUGGAGGAUACGGUAGAUAGCGGAGACACGAAGGCUACAAAACCCGCCACAGCAAGUAAAUCCGUGUCGGAUGGGCCUUUAAUGGGCUGGACACUAACUGUGCGUAAUCUUGUCAACGGCAGGUACGUGAAGCGACCAGAAGAGCUGAGUUCCUCGGAUAGCUGGUCAAUCGAAUAUCACGUCCAAGAACUUCCGGACGAAACGAAAUGGUCGGUCUAUGGACAGCUAAAGACCCGACGGAAGAAACUCAUUGGAUUACGCGAGGAGGAACAGUCCAAACAGCUAAAACAAUACCGCGAAAUGCUUCAGAGAUAUAGCGACAAGGGGCGAAAGUGGAGGGAGGAGCAGGACAAAAUCGAUGAGCAGAUGGGAAAGCGAGUGUAUCGACGCUUGGGUCCGGGGGCCGAAGAAGUGAUUCAAACCCACUCGGAACAGGUGAAAGACAAAGUCGACGGGGUCCUGUCAACCCAGCUGGAGACGGCAGGUUGA
Messenger RNA from Lindgomyces ingoldianus, 1965 nucleotides. RefSeq names its product Pet127-domain-containing protein. Gene Ontology annotation, cellular component: mitochondrial envelope; mitochondrion. The transcript has 2 exons. The record is from RefSeq and is a predicted model, not a curated record. The coding region runs from base 1 to 1965 and encodes 654 amino acids. Gene Ontology annotation, biological process: mitochondrial RNA 5'-end processing. Lineage: Eukaryota; Fungi; Ascomycota; Dothideomycetes; Pleosporales; Lindgomycetaceae.